This is a messenger RNA of Bicyclus anynana (squinting bush brown), 1381 nucleotides long. RefSeq lists its product as uncharacterized. The transcript is spliced from 6 exons. Gene Ontology annotation, cellular component: nucleus. Bases 138 to 995 code for a protein of 285 amino acids. NCBI's taxonomy places the organism in Eukaryota, Metazoa, Arthropoda, Insecta, Lepidoptera, Nymphalidae. The record is from RefSeq and is a predicted model, not a curated record.
GUAGUAUAUAAUCUGUGAUGUCAAUGUUUUGUUUUGGCGUUUGGGUACCGGCGUUUGCGAAUUGCGAUAAAUUCAAAAUUUGUUUACUUUUAUAGCUUUUCUUUGUAAUUGUGUUCUAUUUGAUGAAUAAAAAGUAAAUGCCUGGACGACGAGUCAGUGAGCGGCAGCUCGAAUUAUUAGUCAAAUUUGCUGAGACGCACCCCAACUUUGUAAUGGGUCGAAAUGGAGGGCCUCUUGCGUGCGUGGCUGCAAAACAAGCCUGGGAAGCUGUGGCCCAUAAACUGAAUGCGAUUUGUGGUGGAGGAAUACGUAAGACUGCACCGGAAUGGCGCCGAUAUUGGAUUGAGUACAAAGCAAAAACAAAGAGUAAGGCUGCUGACAUCAGACGUCGAGGCAACAACAUAGGAGAUAGAUCAAGCAGGCUUGUACCUCUAACAGGGCUGGAGUUCAGGGUUAUGUCCUUCAUAGACCGAGUUGCUGCUGAGAAUUUGCGAGGAAUUCAGGCUCCUCCUCCUCAGCCUCCUGUGGUUGUGGAGGUACUACAAGAAAGUGACAUCCAAGAAAGUGAUGUGGAGGUGAUCCAAUCUGAGACUACUCCAAGUGCGAAUAUGCCCAAAUCUGAGGCACUUCCAUGUGAGGAUAUGCCCCGUUCUGAGACACCUACAAGUGAGGAUGUGCCCCAAUCUGAGACACCUAUUGAAGAGGUAAUGUUACCAUUUGAGGGAGAGGAAGUUGUGGAAGAACUACUGAUAAAUAGAACGCCGCAGCAAUCUAUGUCUGCAAGAGCAAGAAAUUUAAGGCGGCAGAGAUAUCGACAAGAAUCCACCACACACAGACAAGGACAGGGCCGGAGGCAGACCGGAUCGGCACCGGGCCGUCCCGCCCCGAGCGCUGAGACAUCGACCCUCAGAGCAUUACUUGCGACCAAUACCCGCGUCGCUACUGCCUUGGAGGAGUUGGUGCAAAUCUUUAGGGACAUCAAAAAUCUUCUUUAGGAUAUGGGAAUUGAACUCAGGAUCUCAAACAUAUAAGUUAUGUGGAAUGAUAUUGCACAUAACUUGAAGGAAUGAACCUAGGGCGUAAAAGUUAAACAGAGAUUUAACUAGCCGUUGGCUCCUCGCGCAAACUAAAAAUAUUUUGGUUUUUAGUUAGAUAUUUGUAGUCAAAAAGUGUUGUCAUUAAUUAUCUUUAAUUAGUUGUUAAACAGAGUACAAAUUAUAUAUGUUAUCACUAACUAAAAUUCAUUGAAUUAUCAGUUCCUAUUAAACAUUAUGUUAAUUGAAUUACUCUUAAUUUAAAACUAAAAGUCAAUUAUUAUAUUUAAAUUGUUAUGAUAAUGCUGUAUGUUGGAUGUUGCAGGUAAAUCCUUAUUUAAAUCAAU